Messenger RNA from Entrophospora candida, 1653 nucleotides. The record is from the annotation of a GenBank genome assembly. NCBI's taxonomy places the organism in Eukaryota, Fungi, Glomeromycota, Glomeromycetes, Entrophosporales, Entrophosporaceae.
AUGGUUGAGAGCAUAAUAUACGAGGAUACUCCCUUUGCUGAAUAUCUUGCUGAAAUUGGCCGAGAAGAGGAAUUGGUAAAACAACCAGAGCCAAUAGAAAUGACAAGAGAGGAUUCGCAGAACAAUAAAGUCACAGUAUCUUUAUUCCAAAAAUUUAAAUACGAUUUAACUGAAUAUUUAAGAGAAAAUUUGUCAACGGGAUUACCUUUACAAGAAGAAAAUGACUUUGAGGAGCUUUUCAAAUAUUUAUUAUGUACUUCGCAUCUUUUAAAUGAUACAUUGUCAAUUUAUUUUUACAAUGCAAAGAAACCUCCUUUGUUAGAAAUAAGAGAUUUUGAAUUAUAUUUUUGUGGAUUUUCAAAGAAUAGUUUUGAAAUUAUAUUUAGUUCUAUAAUAGGUUUAAUGAGCAUCCUUACAACAUGGUUAUUAUUAUUUAAUGUUAAUCAAGAAGAUUUCAUAACAAAAAUGAUUCAAUUGAGUAUACCAUUUGCAUUGAUCUCUUUUGUAUCAUAUCGUUAUUUGCGAAGAAAAACCAUGAGAACAUUACACAAAUUAGCAUUAUAUUAUAUAGAGGUUCUUGUGUAUCAUUGUCAAACUUUAGAUCUCAAAAUUAAUAAAGCGUUGAUUAUGAUUCAAGAGAUUGAAUUAAUAUCUCGUGGCUAUAGAUUGUCAAUGCCACUUUCACCCAUAUCUCGUAUUGAACAACAUUCUAAAAAUCGCCGUUGUUUAGUGCUUAGAGAAACUUUAUACAAUAUACUUAAAGAAGCACUUGACAAAAAUUUAAAACAAUGUUUUCAAAAAAUGCAUUCAAAAAGAAGAGAAUGUCUGUGUCAUUUACUUGCUUUAGAUGUGAUGACAACUGGUAGAGAUUCUAAUAGAAGAGACUAUGAGGGCCAUUGGGUAACUGUCAAUACUUAUUUAAAUAAUUUGGGAACAGUUAUUGAACAAUAUUUGAACAAAAUCACUCUUGCCUCAACAAAUGAACAAUCAUCUCCAAAACAAGAUAUGCCACAACCAAGUCCAACAAUUAUCAAUAACAAGAAAUUAAAAUCUUAUAUUCAGCAUUUAGCAUCAGUAGAGCAGCAUAUUCGUGCUGUUCAAGCAAAAUUAUAUAUUUGUAAUGAAGAUGCACGUAAAAAUUUUGACAUUGAAGGUACUGCCAAAGAGGAUGAGAAAAAUAAACUAUUAAACAAUUAUGAAUCUAUAAAUAAAGAUUUCACUUACAUGUUUCAGGAAUGGGAAGAAGGAAUGAAGGCUUUAAAAGAAGUAAUUGGAUUGACACCAUCAGAUGCUGAUUCUUCUUCUAAUCAGCUUUCACUUGAUGAAGAUGCUGAAACUUUAAGGGAUGAAACUGAUCACGAAGAAAAUUAUAUAAAACAUAAUGUUGAUUGGUCACAAAUUGAUGGUCCAUUUGAUGUACCAGAGCAAGUUUUUAUAGCAGAAGCAGAGCCUGAAGUUUCAUCAAAGAAAAUGACUAGAGAAGAAAGAAUAAUGAUUCAAAAGGCUAAAAGAGAAGAUGAAGCAAAAGCAAAGGCUGCCCGUGUAGAUUCUGAACUUAUGGUACAUGAAUUGAAAGAUGUCUUAAUACGGAGAAAACCUAAAAGUUCUAAAGAUGAAUUUCAUGAAACUCCUGCAGUAGUAACAGCCAAUUAA